Messenger RNA from Myxocyprinus asiaticus (Chinese sucker), 2294 nucleotides. Its product is annotated as LETM1 domain-containing protein LETM2, mitochondrial-like. The coding region runs from base 392 to 1837 and encodes 481 amino acids. Gene Ontology annotation, molecular function: ribosome binding. The transcript is spliced from 11 exons. Gene Ontology annotation, cellular component: mitochondrial inner membrane. The record is from RefSeq and is a predicted model, not a curated record. NCBI's taxonomy places the organism in Eukaryota, Metazoa, Chordata, Actinopteri, Cypriniformes, Catostomidae. Gene Ontology annotation, biological process: intracellular monoatomic cation homeostasis.
CGCGUCUGCCCUCAUCGGAUGAUCCUCCUCGGCAGGACGGUCAGGUCUGGACUGGGGGGCAUCGGAGACAACGUUACAGCCCAGUCUAAAAUUCGAAAAAGAGUCCAUCAACAUUAAUGUAUUAAUCUAAAUAUUGAAAUUUGAUCUUAAGGGGUGAAAUACCGUCGUGAAUGGAUUAUCUCGUCUCGCGAAAGGUCCGUUGUUCUCCCGUGCGGUCGCCUCGCCUCCGAGGAAAUUUGACCCUCAGCUGCAGGAGGAGCGCUGUCGAGCCGAGCAUUUUUCUCCACCGUCAUCCGAUCUGACACCAUAACAAAUGGUUACAGCCUAACAGCAGUCACAGCCGACACGAAACGGGCAUAUUUCGACAGGACGCCCUGCUUUUGACCACAUAAUGGCAGUGUUCAGCUCACAGGUGCUUCUGGCCGUGACGAGAUCAAGGGGAUCCUACUUGCUUUCUAAAAGGCACGGUUGCAUUUCCCUCCCCUCGACCGCAUGCAUACGCUACCACUCUGAGUUCAUCGGACAGACUGCUCUCACAGCCAGGUGUCCCAGGCCACUCUACCCCUGCUACACUUCCAGCUACAUCCGCCCUGGUUGUGUAGCUGCACGUCCACUCCACAGCUCUUGUGCUUGGCUUCAAGAGGUAAAGGAUACCGCUGCAGGAUCUGAGCCCACCAAAGGUGACUCUGUCCCAGCCGCCUCUGGCACUCAACCACCGCCACCACCAGCAGUGCCAGGGAAGUCCCUGGGCCAGAGAGUCUUGGAUGAACUCAAGCAUUACUACCAUGGGUUCCGUCUUUUGGGAAUCGACACAAAAAUCGCUGGCAGGAUGGUUUGGAGGUUAUUGCACGGACAGCAGCUCACCAGGAGAGAGAGACGGAGGCUGAUGAGAACAUGCGCCGACUUGUUCCGGCUCGUGCCCUUCAUGGUCUUUGUCAUCGUUCCCUUCAUGGAGUUUCUACUCCCGGUUUUCCUCAAGCUCUUCCCAGAAAUGUUGCCUUCCACCUUUGAGACAGAGUCCAAGAAGGAGGAAAAACAGAAGAAGGGGCUUGCUGCUAAACUGGAGCUGGCUAAGUUCUUGCAGGAGACCAUUGGCGAGAUGGCCAGGAGGAAUAAAGCAGCAGUUGGAGAUGAAACUCAGAAGUUCUCCACUUAUGUGCAGCAGGUGAGACACACCGGUGAACAGCCCAGCACUAAAGACAUUGUAAAGUUCUCCAAGCUCUUUGAGGAUGAGCUGACCCUGGAACACCUGGAGCGGCCGCAGCUGGUGGCGCUGUGUAAACUGCUGGAGCUGCAGCCCAUCGGCACCAAUAACCUGCUGCGUUUCCAGCUCAUGAUGCAGCUGCGCACAAUCAAGGCUGACGAUGAGAUGAUCGCCACAGAGGGUGUGGCUGCAAUGACUGUAGCAGAGCUUCAGGCUGCCUGCAGGAGUCGUGGUAUGAGAUCUUUAGGUCUGACCACAGAUCAGCUCCGACAGCAGCUGCAGCAGUGGCUGGACCUGCACCUCAAAGAGAACGUUCCACCGUCCCUCUUGCUGCUCUCUCGUGCAAUGUACCUCACAGACCUCACUCCUAAACCCCCAGUCAUCCCACCUGUGCCCAAACUGGAGAAGGCCACUCCUCCUCCUGUGGAGAGCGAAGCUUCAACCGAAGAGAAUCCAUUGUCGUCCUCAGUGGAGGUGCUGGUGGACUCUGCUCCUGUCAUUAAAGACAGAAAGUCAGAAGAGUUGUUGGAAAAACCCAGAGUGUUGGACAUGCCAUCACCAGAAGCUCAGUUAAUACAUGCUAAAGAGGCAGAGUUGUCACAGAAAUCCAAGAUGAGUGCCAAUGGAAUGUGAGAUGCCCCCCCGUUACUACAGACCUAUUACCUUGUUCUAGCUGAAAAGAAGAGGGUACAGUUCAGUCAUAGCUGCUACUUCUGGAGAGGAAGCAUCAAAUCUUUGGAUUUCAGAGGCCUUUCUGCCCCUUCUGUUUCACAUUCAGCCAUACAAACACUGCUCACAUUGACCUGAUGGACUUGUAACUGCAAAACUCCAAAGCAGACAUCGCCAUCUUCAUCGACAUCUGGUCAUCCACCACUUAUUUGGUCCUAGAAGAAGGGAAAAUGGUUUAUAUUAUGCAAAAGCUUUGAAUUUGUAAAGACAUUUCAAACAUCACUCCUGCUUUCCGAUCCCCUGUAGAUUUGUCUCGUUACUUCAAUUUGACAGAUUCUGUAAAUUAGCGAGAAAUGCUAAAGGAACUUGCAUUUUGCAGAACUGCGUUAUGUAAAUUUGUAAAUAAAUUGUGAGAAACCUG